ACGGUUCCGACACAGCAGUCUAUGUGGUUGGUAGGGUAUAAUUUCUCCUGCAAGAAGUGAAAACCCUGCAAAAACCCUCGCAUCAUAAUUUUUUAAUUUUGCACUUACAGCUCUGCCUUAAUCUCUAUCUAUUCUGUUCGAUUUUCAUAAAGAAUUUAGGGUUUUGAAACAGAGAUGGGUUUGACCAAUUUCAUCAUCACGGUCGCUGGUGUCAGCGCCGUCAUUCUUCUACUGAGGAGCGAUGUGAAGCAAUCGGCUACUAUUUUCAGGCGCAACGUCAAGCACAUCCGUCAGUGGCUCGAAGAAGAAUCCGCCGCUGCCUCCAAGUUAGACGAGUCCAGUUCAAUUCUGAAGUGGACAAUAGCCAGCUCUACUUGUACUGAAAAUCUUCCUGGGCUUCAGAAAAUGCAACACCCAAGGAACUGGAAUCAAAGGUUCAUAAAAAGGAUGCCCCCAAGGAGGACAAGCACUAGUGUCUAUAUUGAAGGCUUGCAUCUUAAGAGGAGGUUAAAGUCCUUUACUUACACUUGGUGGACUGCAGUUAAAAUAAGUCUUGAUUAAUGUCCACAGAUGUCCGCAUCUAAUUUUCUUAAAUUUUGUUAGCCUUUUAACUUGCAAUCACUUAAUAUAUUGAUUUUUAUCUAAUUAGAAUUAAAUUAUACUGAUAUUUUAAGCAUGUGGCAAUAUAAACUCAAUCUUAAGUGAGAAACAAUCUAACAGCUUUAUCUUUGUA
Molecule: messenger RNA, 733 nt
Organism: Manihot esculenta (cassava)
Lineage: Eukaryota; Viridiplantae; Streptophyta; Magnoliopsida; Malpighiales; Euphorbiaceae
Exons: 3
Coding region: 175-561 (128 amino acids)
Source: RefSeq, a predicted model, not a curated record